Messenger RNA from Hymenoscyphus albidus, 1797 nucleotides. The record is from the annotation of a GenBank genome assembly. NCBI's taxonomy places the organism in Eukaryota, Fungi, Ascomycota, Leotiomycetes, Helotiales, Helotiaceae.
UUACAAAGCAAUUCUUGCGCAUUGCUACUCUGUGCUGCAAUCCGCCAGCUUCGAUAUAAUCAUACUAGAAUUUGUAUCGAUGCAUCCCGACCAGCCAUCAUGAAAAAUAGAUCAACUUGUCUUUUUACCAAGGCCGCCACAACUCGGAUUGCAUGUCCUGCGCGAGCCUCACGACCAGUACAUCUCAAGAAGAAUAUUCCAAUCAACCAGUCACGAUCGAUAUGCUCUGCCGGCGCCGUUCGAACUUCCCGCUUCAAUACUAUAGCUCCAGUGGUCCAGGUUACAAGAUCACAAAAGAGGGUAUGUCAUACCAACAUGUCCCAAUUUACAAUGUUCUAUGCUAACUUUACCAGCAAUUCCAUACUACCCCGCGCUCGCUCGCAACGAAAGACCCAUAUUCAGUCCUUGGUGUAGAUAAAAAUGCUUCAGCAGGUGAAAUCAAAAGGGCAUACUACGGAUUAGCGAAGAAAUACCAUCCAGACACGAAUAAAGACCCAUCAGCGAAGGACAAAUUUGCGGAAGCCCAGUCCUCAUAUGAACUCUUGACGGAUCCCCAGAAGAAGGCGGCAUGGGAUCAAUACGGCUCGGCAGCAUUUGAUCAAGGGGGUGCCGGACCAAGUCCUGGUCCUGGAGGUCCGGAUCCUUUCGCUGGAUUUGGUGGAGGUUUUGGAGGGUUCGGCGGUGCUGCUGGUGCUGGUACUUCUGGUGGAUUUGGUGGUGGGUUUAGCAGCUUCAAUUUUGAGGAUUUAUUCCCGGGCUUUUCGACAGGAGGAAGGGCUGGUCGUGGUGGGCCCCAGCAUGGAGAAGAUAUUACAGUACAAGUAUCAAUAUCCUUCAUGGACGCGGCAAAGGGCGUCAACAAAACGAUACGAAUCGAUCCAUUGGUUACAUGUAAAACCUGUACUGGGAGCGGAUUAAAGCCUGGAGUGAAGAAAACGGGAUGCAAGAGUUGUGGUGGUACUGGGACCCAAGUACAUUUCGUACAGGGGGGAUUCCAGAUGGCAUCGACAUGCAACGCCUGUGGAGGAGCAGGUUUGGUAACACCCCGAAAAGGACACUGCGGUGAUUGUAAUGGAGAAGGUGUUGUCAAGGAACGAAAAACAAUCACCGUAAAUAUUCCCGCAGGUAUUGCCGAUGGAACAUACGUACGACUCCAGCACGAGGGCGACGCCCCCCGGACCGCCGAUUCGAUCAACUCCGAUGCGCGAUCUAUUCCAGGCCAUCUGAACGUCUUGGUACAGGUAGCUACAGACCCAAAAUUUACUCGUUCUGGAUCGGAUGUUCAUUACACUGCUACCAUCCCACUCACCACCGCCAUCCUCGGAGGCGAAGUCACGAUCCCAACAUUAAAAGAACCCGUCAAAGUCAAAGUCGCAACCGGCACAUCCACAGGAAGCAAAAUAACUCUUUCUAGGAUGGGCAUGCAGGUGAUGGGUUCCAGAAGAGGGGCUAUGGGUGAUCUCAAAGUCGAGUUCACGGUUGCAAUGCCGAAGUAUCUUACAUCUAACCAGAGGACUAUUGCGGAGAUGUUGGCGGAUGAGCUUGGUGAUGAGUCGGCGAAGAGAAUCAUGAAUGUUCGACGGGAUGGGUAAGUUAACCCUUUUUUUUGAUGUGUUUGUGGAGACUUGAGAUUUUCCCAGUUUGUGGAUUUGGAAUCUUGUCUAACGUGGUUUCUUCUUGCUUUUGAACAGGACUGGGAAUGAGACGAAGCAGGAUGGCUUCUUGAAGAGUGUGUGGAAUAAAUUGGGGGGUCAUUCUGAUGCUGGGGGAGAGAAAUCGGAGGGAGAUAAGAAGUGA